Molecule: messenger RNA, 2386 nt
Organism: Prorocentrum cordatum
Lineage: Eukaryota; Dinophyceae; Prorocentrales; Prorocentraceae
Source: the annotation of a GenBank genome assembly
GCCGUAUUUGCCUCAAAGCAAUUUGGCUGGAGGUGUCGUCUCAUCGCGUGUCCCAGCUACGGAUCGCAUCGGUUCAACAUGGUGACAACGUCAAGUGCGAUCCAGAGCGUCGUGGAGGCAUAUGUCUCCAGCGUCGCACCAAGCAUGUCGGCCUUUGGCUUCUUGACCCUGGUGCCGUUGAGCUCGCAGGAAAAGCCAGCCAAUGUGCUGGCAACUGGGGAAGGUUGUGGAGAGGUGAGUUCGGAAAGCAUCACUCGGAUAGUGGAACAGCAUGAGGUCGUGUUCAUCGUGUCUGUCUACAGGACGACGAGGGAGAACAGAUGCGCGUUAUGUCUCUUGGACUAUCUGAGGACGGCGCACCCCGACGCGCUCGUCUUCUUGCUGCAGCUUCCAGACCAAGGACUACGUCAGUACACUGAUGGCGCGACAGGACGAGAUCUGCAGCUUUGGGGCGAAGGGCGUGCUGAUGGAGCUGGAAAUUGACCCUGAGGGGCUGCAAGAUAGGUUAAUUUUGGAGCUCGUACGGAUUGACGGCACCGAGCAGCGAGUGCGGGCAUAUGAGAACGAUUCGUACGGUUGGGAACCCCUGACACCAAGCGCGUGCCAGAUCAUCGAGGACGAGUUCCGCGACAUCCUUUGGAAGACCAUCCCGAAUUUGCUGAUGCCCGGUUUCCCGCGUCUGAACAAGCGUUUGCUGGAAUCUGGGAAUCGGGUCGGGGAUUUCCAGUUAGUGCGCUCGUAUUUGAAUCACCAGCACGUGAUGUUGGCGGUGAACGGGCAGCAUGAACACGUAGUGAUAAAGGUGCACAACAAGCGUAGCGUCACCGAUGCCAAUGAGGUUCAGAACAUAUACAAAGAGUUCUGUUUCUUGACUCACACCCUUGACCACCCACACAUCAUACGUUGCGUAAGCAUGUUGCACGGCAAGUGUAAUGUAUAUGCGGUUCUCCAGUAUGCUGGCGACGUUUGCAUGGAACAAGUGUUGUCGACUCAACCAGGCCACCGCUUGUCCAGGGACGACGCCUUGAACUGCAGUGCCCAGGUCGCGAGUGCUCUUGGCUACUGCCACGCCCAGGACGUCGUCCAUGGGCAAUUGUCUUUGAGGCACGUGGCAGUAGAGAUAGCAUGUAAUCGGCACAUUUGCCGCCUUGUUGACUUCAGCAUGGCAGCCCACGUUCCAAAUUCCAGCACAAGGGAGACCCUGUGCGGAUCUCUGCCGUGCGUCGCUCCAGAGACCGCGCUGGAGGAGCCGUACUUGCCCAAGCCAGCAGAUUGUUGGAGUCUUGGGGUGCUGUUCCUGGAGACCUCUUGCGGGCAUGGUUCGCUGGAGUUGUCGGUCCGGUGGCGCCGUGGAGAGACCAUCGCAUAUGCCGCACGGCGGAUACUCGAAUUCUUCUCCAAGGCUGGUUGCCACCAGGAGGCGAUGACGAGUAUGGGUAACGUGCACGACGACAUAGCACUGGCAUGCUUGGUGUCGGUGUUGAAACCCGAGCCCGUUCGCAGAGCGAAGGCGUCCCACAUGGUAGGAUUGUUUUCUGCCGGAGAUACAAGGUGAAAUCGCACAGAGAAAGCCGAGUUUGAUUUGAUUUGAAGUCAGUUGCUUCUGCACUUUUGACGCGCGUGCAGGACUGAAUGCAGCCCACAGCUUCACACCUGUGGCGAUUGCUACUGGAAGCGCCAGGUUUUCUGCCACAGUCGGUGUCCACGGCCACGCUUCCACUCGGGAGAGAGUCGGAAGAAUUAUUUUUGAUUUGAUUUGAAGUCAGUUGCUUUUGCACUUUUGACGCGCGUGCAGGACUGAAUGCAGCCCACAGCUUCACACCUGUGGCGAUUGCUACUGGAAGCGCCAGGUUUUCUGCCACAGUCGGUGUCCACGGCCACGCUUCCACUCGGGAGAGAGUCGGAAGAAUUAUUUGUGAGGGUGCGUGCCCUCAGUUCCCUUUCCCCCUCUCACCUCCCCCUCCUCCCCCUCCUCCCCCUCCUCCUCCCCCUCCUCCCCCUCCUCCCCUUCUCCUCCCCCUCCCCCUCCUCCUCCCCCUCCUCCUUUGGCGUCCGAGAGCGGGGGUCGCUAGCCGAGCUAGGGCAAACUUUUUCCUUUUAAAGCCCUCGCGAUGGCUUAGCGCAGGCGCCCGAACUCCACGACCCGAUCCCGAUCUGAACCUUCCUUUGGCGCUGGUCAGCCCCCUCUUGUGCCCCCCAGCCUAUGGGGGCUGCGGGGCCGAACCAGCGCCGUGGAGCCCCCCUGCCAUCAGAUGGAAAGCUGGGCAGACCUCUCCCCGGCGGAGGUGGGGGUACUUCCUCACGGGCGUAGGCCUUCAAGGAGUGGUGCCCCGUCGGUGCGGCCGAUGGUCGGCUCUUCACCACGCGGAGAGAGUUACGCGGCGGG